Messenger RNA from Batrachochytrium dendrobatidis JAM81, 2114 nucleotides. RefSeq lists its product as uncharacterized. The transcript has 5 exons. The coding region runs from base 1 to 2076 and encodes 691 amino acids. The record is from RefSeq and is a predicted model, not a curated record. NCBI's taxonomy places the organism in Eukaryota, Fungi, Chytridiomycota, Chytridiomycetes, Rhizophydiales.
AUGUCCGCUUGUCCACCUCGCCAUCUGGUAGACUUUGACAUACCACCUAGUGCUACUGCUAUAAUGGGAAAAUCCAAGGUGCACUCUCAAGAGCACGUUAAACGGCAGAUAUCCGACCUAUCAACAAGGUCGACGAUUUCACACCAUUUUGGUAUUGCAGCAGAACCAAGUGCUCAAAGACUUUCUGCAAACGCACUGCCCAAAUCCAACCGUACCGUUUAUCAUGGACAAGACACAGACUCGUUGCUUCCAGUAGUCAGUCCGUCAACCAACAGCAAUGGCCGCGUUUUGCUCAAAGUAAAAGAUACGCUCAAGGAGAGUCAGACGGAACUUGAGCAUCCAUUGACAGAUACAUUUGAAGUAGGCAGACCAGCAGAUGGUUUGUCUGGAUAUGUUGAUAUACUUUCUACCAAUGUAGAUCUUGACAAACCACAGUUUCGCAAUGACAAAGCUUGGUCGCAUUGUGGUAGUUUAUACAACACGAGCAAUCGAGUAUCUACACAAUGUUCGAGUAUCACAGUAUCUAGUCCCUCGUUGCAGCCUGAAUCCAACGUUAUGGAUAAAGUUUUAACAGAUAAAACAGCAAUAUCACAACUCCCAGAUACAUUCGAGGUCGAGCUAUUGAGAGCUGCACAAAGAAUAGAGAAAGAACUUGGAAGGUCUGGAAUUCAAUCCAGUCUUGAUGUAUAUUCUUCAGAUAUAUCGCUUGAGAAUAUGUAUCCUGAAACGGUACCUUGUGUCAGCACAGUUGCAGCUGGUCCUUAUUCAAUAGAUCGGGAUUUGGUCGUAGAGUUUCCAUCACACAUUAUCACUGAAGAAGUUCUUGAUCGACUCUUAGCAAAGCUGACGCUUGAAAAUGCUGCAGCGGAUGCAGUCAAGGCUGUUUCAACUCAUGAACAAUCGAUUGGACAGUCUACCAACACUGUCACAGAGUCUUUGUCUGCCAAUGUGUUCACUCCAAAAAGCAAGGAAACCAUUAUAUCUCAAGAAAACAAACGUGAAGAUGUUGUAGUCUUGAAUUCCAAAGCAUGCUUUCCAGAGUCCAGUCAUGUUGCAACUCCAGGAUGUGAUUGGGAACUGCCUCGUAAGUUAGAGUCAUCUUUUCAUCAGACUAAACUUGCUCUUCAUUCAAACCCCACUACCACAACCACUUACAAAAACAAAUGGCACGAAAAAAAUACGGAUUUAUUGUCAUCCUAUUCAAUUCCGAAUCAAUCUAAAGAACAUCAGCAUACGAGUAAUGUGCUCAAUCCCGGAAAAGUUUAUGCAGCAAUGUCAGAGGAUCGACCCUGCUCAUUGAGUGUUGGUAUACGUUUUCAAGAUACAAAAAAUGCCACGUUGCAUCUUAUUUCUGUACUAAAAGUACUCGUCAAAAGCUUUUCUGCAAAUAUCAUAUAUAUUCAAUGGAAAGGCACUGGGUUCAAUAUUGACGUAUCAGCAUGGGCUGGAAAAGAAAUGUCCAAGAAACAGCUUCAUACUGCCGUAAAAAAACAAAUUGAAGAGACUAUACAAAAGAUUGAUGCGUCUCGCUUAUGGAUUGUUUCAUUACCUCAUCAAGCUUCUAAAAAAAGAUCUGCACAUUGGCCUCGUAAGCAGUAUUGGAUGCAAAUGGUUGGCCAACAAGAUUGUUUUCAUUUUGACGAGCUACACAAAGCAAACACUCAUUGCGUGAUUGUCGCUCCAUCCAAAACUGCAAUCCAAAUCCUUGAAAUGAUUCAUGAAACUAUCUUGUCUAGCAACUCAUCAAGAAACAUGAACACGGCGGUGGAGCAAAAGUUUAAAGUACUAGGUAUUAAACACGCAAAUACACUUCCAGUACAUGUAGCAGAAUUGAUAUCGCCACAUGAUGUUGGUUCGGCGAAUUGGUACAGCUCUGUUUCUGAUAUCACAAGGAUACACGGUUGGAUGAUUUUUGCAAUCCAGCUUGAGCCAUCGCCUAUUCUAGUGUUUGAUAUGAUUGAUUUAUUGGAUAAACAGUCUCCGGGUAGCCGUUCAACUAUAUUUGCUUCCUACGACUCGAGCAGCACAUUCUCAUGGAAAACCUGUUUUUUUACAAAUACGCAACUAUUUGUCUGACAGAUUAGAGUUUUUAAUGAAUUUGCAAAUACCUUAUA